Molecule: messenger RNA, 3652 nt
Organism: Penaeus monodon (black tiger shrimp)
Lineage: Eukaryota; Metazoa; Arthropoda; Malacostraca; Decapoda; Penaeidae
Product: hemicentin-1-like
Source: RefSeq, a predicted model, not a curated record
GGUGUCCGAGGCCGUCAUGCAGGACACCGGGACCUAUAUGUGCGUGGCCGAGAAUGAAGGAGGACGCGACACGGCCACCUACCAAGUCAAUGUGUUAGCACCACCAGUGAUUAUACAAGACAAAGACACGUUCCGGUCCGCAGUGGAGGGCGAUGACGUGGUCCUCGACUGCGAGGUGGACGGCGACCCUCCGCCCGCCAUCGUGUGGCUGCAGGACGGUGUGUCUCUGCAGGAACUGUACUUGCCGGCCAUCACUGUCCACGACGUAGGGCGUGGGAAGUCUGAGCUGAGAAUCAAGAGCGUGAGCGAAUUCCACGCCGGUUCGUACACGUGUAUAGCGAGCAGCGUGGCGGGGUCGGACGAACAGACGUACGUGUUGAGGGUAGUGACCCCCCCUCGCCUGGAGGACCCCAACGCCCCCACGUACGUCAGCGUCCGUGCAAGUCGGCCGGCGUCCCUCUCGUGCCUCAUCCAUGCGUCGCCAGAUCCGCAGGUCUUCUGGUUCAAGAAUAACAUGCCGCUGGAUGAGGACGACCCCAACCUUCACUUGAGCGCAGGAGGACGAGAUCUGAAACUCCUUCAGGUGACGGAGGACGACGCCGCGAACUACUCGUGCUUGGCUACGAACGAGGCGGGUUCCCUCUCUAUCAACUUUACGCUCGAAGUUCAUGUUCCUCCACGCUUCACGGAGUCUGUGGUGGAAGACGUGAACGCUGUGGCAGGCGAGGAUGUCGAGCUCUUCUGCCCCGUGCACGCCACACCCUCGCCUUCCGUGCUGUGGAUGAGGGACUCGGGCAUCAUCCAGCACUCAUUUACUGCCACGGACCCUCGGCGCCUGACCCUCCAAAACGUGACCAAGGAAGACGAUGGGCGGUACACCUGCCUGGCGACCAACGAAGCAGGAACCAUCGAGCAGGACUUCACUCUGAGCGUCAUGGUGGCUCCUAAAUUGCUGGAUCUGGACCAACCUGUCGUGGAGAAAUCUGUGGUUCUCAAUCGUCCAGUGACCAUCACGUGCUUCAUCGUCGCCGACCCCCCGCCCACCAUCACGUGGCUGAAGGACGGCCACGCUCUAUCAGCCCUGCAUUCGGGCGUGAGCGUAGACAACCACGGGCGGCAGGUGAGCAUAACGAGGGCGCGUGGAGCCGAUGCCGGGAACUACACCUGUCUCGCCACCAACGCCGCGGGGACGACCACUCUUACCACGCUCCUCACUGUCCUCACUCCUCCCACAUGGGCCACGGGCUCGGAGCUGGAGGAGAAGGUGAUCGGUGUCGCGGGCGAGAGCCUCGACCUCUUCUGUGACGUCACUGGCACGCCCACGCCCACCAUCCUGUGGCUCAAGGACGGACAGAUCAUCACGCCCUUAUCGGGUAGCAGGAACUUCACAGCGUCGGACAGGUUAUUGCACUUUAAUUCCCUGGCCCAAGACGACUCCGGGCUGUACAGUUGCAUCACGAGCAACGCAGCAGGAACAGCAGAGUACGUGUUUGAUGUGGAUGUUCUUGCUCCUCCGUCACUCUCCUACCAGCCGAAGACACAGCACACGGUGCUCGUGAACCGCGCCCUUAGCCUGGACUGCCCUGUGGAGGGCAACCCCGAACCGGAGAUAAAAUGGUUUAUGGACGAGCAGCCUGUUAACGCCAAGGGGCAGUUCGUGAGGCUCACCAGUCAGGCUAGACAGCUGCACUUGCUCAGAGUACUAAGCUCCAGUGAAGGCAGAGUGACAUGUCUCGCCACGAACGCAGUAGGGUCACUCGUCACUAAUUACACCCUGGACGUGCUUAGUCCGCCCGUGAUCACGCCCACGCCGCCCACGAAGAAGGUGCGAGCUCGAGAAGGCGAUUCGGUGACUCUCACCUGUAGGACCCGAGGCCAUCCACGUCCCCAGGUUGCGUGGGUUGGCGGCCAGGGGAAAGUCCUGACGGAGGAAGAGAUGGCAAGGAGUGGCUUCGACCUGCAGGAGGAAGGAGAGUCCCUCGUGGUCAAGAAGGUGGAGGGGGCUCACGAAGGGCGUUACACCUGCAUCGCCUCCAACACGGCUGGGUCUGCCGAGGAGACCUUCAGCCUGCAGGUCUUGUUGCCCCCUGUGAUCCAGGUUCCAGAGCAAGGGACAGUGUUAGGUGUAGUACAAGGUUCCUCUAUCACACUCACCUGUAUUGUGGACGCCAGACCCCCAGCCACGCUCUCAUGGCAAAAGAAUGGACAAACUCUAGACAGCAGCCGUGAUCCCUUCCUACACGUCACUGCAGGAGGUGAAUCACUAAGUUUCCUGAGGGUGCAGCCACAACACGCUGCUAACUACACCUGCGUUGCCUCCAGUGCCGCGGGACAGGAUUCUCUGUCCCACCCGUUAUUAUUGAGGACAUGGUAGAGAACGUACUAGGAGGAGGCGUGGGUGGAGACACUAUGGGUAUCGUGGGCGGCGAGGUAGACCUGGAAUGCUACACCAUAGGCACGCCCACGCCCACGCUAACCUGGGAGAAGGAUGAUGAGGGGGUCGAGCUGAGCGACCGCAUAUCACUGCUCGAGGACGGCCAGGUGCUGAGGCUUAAGUCAGCAACGACUGAGGACUCGGGGCGUUACACCUGCACGGCCACGUCUCCGUCAGGGUCAGCGUCGAGGGACUUCGUUGUCGUUAUUCAUAGGGAUCAUCCCCCCCCGUGAGACGAACCUGGAGGUGGUUCUGCACCAGCCUCUCGCCCUGACGUGUGAGGCGGAGAGCUUGCUUACUCCCGCCGUGUCGUGGUCUCGCCACGGUCGACCAGUCACGCCCUACGUGGAUCCGAAUCUCCAGGUGAGGGCCGGGGGUCGGGAACUACACCUGCGCAGGGUACGUGAAGGUGAUGGGGGCGCCUUCACCUGCAUCGUGAUGAACAGCGCGGGACAGGAUACCCUCACCUACACACUCACUGUACAGGUCCCGCCCGUGAUCCAGCGCGCCAACGUGAGGCGACAGGUGGUGGGCGUGGCGGGCCAGUCGACGGACCUGCUCUGUGAGGCGUCGGGUAACCCCCCGCCCACGCUGGCCUGGACGCGAGGCAACACACUCAUCACCCCGGAACACCCUCAUUACCAGGUCAUGAACGGGGGCGCCAAACUCCAGGUCCGGGAGCUGACACGGGAGGACACGGGCGUAAUAACGUGUACAGCUACGAAUCCAGCGGGGAAAGAUACCCUCAGUUACACGCUCCAGGUUUAUGUUCCCCCAAGUGUCGACGAGGACGCAGCCAAGGAGAUGACAGUGAAGGAAGGAAACAGCGUGGUAUUGGAAUGUCCUGUUACAGCCUUCCCUGCACCUUCGAUCCUGUGGUCCGUGGGCGGCACCGUCGUAGGCCACGGUGGGCGGCGGAACGUGGAUCUGGGCUCGGAUGGGCGUUCCUUGAGGAUCGUGCGGGCGGGAAGCGAAAACGCGGGCGUCUACACCUGCACUGCGUCCUAACACUGCGGGCGUGCUUGACGUCGAGGUUGCUCUUCGGGUCUUGGUUCCCCCCCAGAUCGCCAGAGGAAAUGGGCGUGGCCAGGUAGAAGACGGCGAGGAGGAGCUGGUGACCGUGAUGGAGGGAGGUCACGUGGCCCUCCAGUGCAUUCUGCUGAAGGGGACGCCGACGCCGACGAGGCAGUGGUUCGUGGGGCCGGAGCUUGCCGAGCC